Molecule: messenger RNA, 4231 nt
Organism: Thalassophryne amazonica
Lineage: Eukaryota; Metazoa; Chordata; Actinopteri; Batrachoidiformes; Batrachoididae
Gene: adamtsl2
Product: ADAMTS-like 2
Exons: 18
Coding region: 1-2853 (950 amino acids)
Biological process (GO): extracellular matrix organization
Cellular component (GO): extracellular matrix
Source: RefSeq, a predicted model, not a curated record
AUGAGGGUGUGGUCAUGGGAGCAGUGUGGCGAGACGGGUGUCAUCCUGCUGGGCUUCCUAACGUUGGUGGUGUCUGUGGGAAACCUGUCCACCAGGGGGCUGCAGGAAGAUGGUGUGGCUUCCAAUAGUCUGGAGGAGGAGCUAGAGGUGACCACGUAUUGGUGGGGAGAGUGGGCCAAGUGGACGGCUUGCACUCGCACAUGUGGAGGAGGCGUGAUGUUACAGGAAAGACAUUGUCUCAAACAGAGAAAGAAAGUUGCUGCUGGGAAGGACAACAUGACCUGUACAGGAACAGCUAAGAAAUAUCGCCUCUGCAACACUAAAGACUGUCCUUCUACUGGGCGGAGCUUUAGGGAAGAACAGUGCUGGUCCUUCAACUCCCAGCUUUACAAUGGGCGGAACUACCAGUGGAAACCUCUGUAUCCUGACGAUUAUGUUCAUAUCUCCAGUAACCCCUGUGACCUUCACUGCACCACAACUGAUGGCCAGAGGCAGCUGAUGGUGAUGGCACGCGAUGGCACUUCGUGCAAAUACAGCAGCUACCGCGGCGUCUGCGUGGAUGGUAAGUGUGAGCCAAUCGGAUGUGAUGGAGUGCUGUUCUCCUCGAACACACUGGACAAAUGUGGUAUCUGUCAGGGCGACGGCAGCAGUUGUAGCCGAGUCACAGGAAAUUUUCGUCGCGGGGCUUCAACUCUGGGUUACUCCUUCAUCACUCAAAUCCCUGAAGGAUCAUGGGACAUCCAAAUCAUUGAAAGAAAGAAAUCUGCUGAUGUUCUAGCUGUGACUGACCAAGCGGGCAACUUUUUCUUCAAUGGGGGCUACAAAGUGGACAGUCCACAGAAUUUCCAUGCUGCAGGAACUGUGUUCAAAUAUCGCCGACCCAUGGAUAUAUAUGAAACUGGGAUUGAGUACAUCGUUGCCAAAGGUCCCAUCGACCAGGCAAUCAAUGUUCUGGUGUGGAACCAGAACGGUCGUACACCGUACAUCACCUAUGAAUACACCAUCCUCCGAGACUCCCUGCCACAAGGACCUCCUCCUCCCAUCUACACUGGUGCCGACAGCUCAGCCGGAGACGUCUCUAUGGAGGUGAGGGGCCUGCUGGCCCCCAACAGCAGUGUUUAUGACCAGACGGGUCUUGACACCCAGCAGGGUCAGAUUCUGCUAGACCGGGGCGGCACUGAUAAAGGCCAAGAGACCAACGAGGUGUAUGAAGAAACGGCGGCCAUCAACUGUAACCAGGACGGAGCAGCUGCUCCCAAGUUUACAGAAGGAAACAGCAGUCAUGCAGGCAGCACUGCUGUUCCUGCUCCUGUUAGUGGCUCCCUAGACCCAGGGCAAGACUCGCCUAACCUCAUCUGGAGGGUCCUGCUGGAUGACCGCAUUGGCGCAGAUGAACUCCUCAUCAACAUUUCAACAAAUCAGCUUCUGGCCGAGGGUGACAAUUUGUUUUCAACAGAGAUUGGAGCAGUGGAGGUGGACCUGAGUAGCCCAGAGCGAGGCGGACCAUUUGUUCUCAACAGGACCCUGGAGUUCAUUCUCGGCCACAAACGCAACGACAGUGGAGAUGGUGCAUACCUCAAUAAAACUGUGCUGACUGGUGUGAGGAAUCCAAGUCGCUACAACCGAACCAGGGUUAAUCAGAGGCUUUAUCAGAAGAACCUUAAACUGAGUGCUGCAGACAUGUACCGCUGGAAACUGUCCUCUCAGGAGCCCUGCAGCAUGACCUGCUCUAUAGGAGUGUCCAGGUCAUUUGUGGCAUGUGUUCGCUACGAUGGCGUGGAGGUGGAUGACAUGUACUGUGAUGCUUUGACCAGACCAGAACCGGUCCAUGAUUUUUGUAUUGGCAGAGAAUGUCAGCCCAGGUGGGAGGCGAGCAGCUGGAGUGAGUGUUCCAGGACCUGUGGGGAGGGUUUCCAGUUUCGUCAGGUGCGUUGUUGGAAAAUGCUCUCUCCUGGUCUGGACAGCUCGGUCUACAGCGACCUCUGCACCAUUGCCGACCUGGAGAGGCCUGUGGAGAGGCGAGCCUGCAAGAGCCCCGCCUGUGGGCCGCAGUGGGAAGUGGCCGAGUGGGCUGAGUGUCCUGCAAAAUGUGGCCGCAAAACACAGGUGUCACGUGAGGUCCGUUGCUCUGAUGAGACCAGAUCAUGUGACCCAGUGACGAAACCACCUCACAUCAAAAACUGCACUGGGCCACCCUGUGAACGACACUGGACUGUGUCCGAGUGGGGACCCUGUUCAGGGUCAUGCGGCCAGGGGAAGAUGGUGCGUCAUGUGUACUGUAGGACACCAGAGGGCCGUGUAGUCCCUGAGACCCAAUGCUCUGCAGAAAAUAAGCCGCUGGCCAUCCACCCCUGUGGAGAGAGAGAAUGCGCCCCCCACUGGCUCACCCAGGACUGGGAGCGGUGCAACACCACCUGUGGCCGCGGUGUGAAGCGGAGGGUUGUGCUGUGUGCUGGCAUCAGCGGUGGGAAGUUUCAGAUGGCUGAUGAUGAGGUGUGUGGCGGCAGUGACAAGCCUGAGGAGGAAAACACUUGUUUUGAGAGGCCAUGUUUCAAAUGGUACACCACCCCCUGGUCUGAGUGCACGAAGACGUGCGGCGUGGGAGUGAGGAUGAGGGAUGUGAAGUGUUACCAGGGCAGGGAGCUGGUCCGAGGCUGCGACCCCCUCACAAAACCAGUGGCCAAACAGACCUGUGCUCUGCAGGCCUGCCCAACUGAGCCACCAGAUGAGAACUGUCAGGAUCGGCCGUCCACCAACUGCUCGCUGGCACUGAAGGUCAACCUGUGCAGCCACUGGUACUACAGCAAGGCCUGCUGCCACUCCUGCCGUGCUGUACGACCUUUGACCUCCUAGUUAGAUGAGCAGUAUCUCUGCAGCCUGAUUCUAAUUCCAGCAUCAGGAAACAAAUUGAUAGAUUUACACGCUGCGGUACUGUUGUUACUGUGAAUAACAAAAGGACGAGUUUACAACACAAGUUCCCCAAAAUAAAACAGUUGUUAAGCUCUAGCCCCCCCCCCGUGAACUUUAACUGGAAGAAGCAGUUAAGCAGUUUUACAAAAUCCAUGCAUGGAUUUCAGUAUUUCUCAACUCCACCUUCACACUUUAUCCCUAAAUUACAAAAUUGUCAACUAGAAACCAAACCAAAGCUAUUCAGCGUGAUUCCCUGUUAAAAGAUAUAGUUCCUGUUGUUAUGUGGUGAAAAGAUUGGCCACAUUUUGUAAAAAAAAAAAAAAAAAAAUUUAAUUUGCAAUGUUCUUCACAUCAUGGCUCCACCCUUUUAUUUAAAUCAACAUCAAAAUGUAAUGUCAUCUUUACCAGCACUGGCCCAAGCUGUAACACUUAUUUUAUUGUCAAAAAUGGUUCUGUUAACACGCCCUACCUCACAAUUUUUGGAAAAAAAAAAAAAACAUUUCUGUGUUGCCCCGUCCCUUUUAUGGAUGCACCGCAAAAUCAAAUGUUUUCUACCCGUGGCUACAACUGUCAUUUUCACACAUUCUUUAUCUUGUGGGGGAAAAGACAUCAUCCUUGAAGGAGGUAAUAUGUAAGAUUUUACACAUUUACAAUAUGUUGGUUCCUCAAGUGGUUUAUAUAGAGGUUGACCAGAGGUGCAACACCUUCACAUAACAGAAUGUUGAACAUGUCAUCUGUAAACCCUGUGACGAGCAUGAGCUGUUACAGAGUCUUUGCCUGUUAUGACAGAAAAUCAUAGACAGAGGAAGGCUCUCUGUGUUUCAGCGCUGCAGUGAACAGAUCUAUUAAGUUAUUUCUCAAGUGAAUAUACUGCAUGAUUAGAAUAUUUAAUACAGAUACUGUUGGUAAAUAUUAUUUAAUUGAGUUCCAGACUGGUGUCUUGCACGGCCCAACAAGAAGUGAAAAGUCUGCGUUGUUUCCAUUCCAGCCCUGAUUGUUUGGUGCCAUGCUCUUCGGCAUGACUGCAGCUUAUGGAAGCGUAUUUAUUAGCCAUAGCACGUUUUCAUUUAUCGCGUCACUCCUGAUGCUGACUGAUCCUUUGGAUUACUCAUUGUUUUGUUGUCUGUGUGUAAAACAUGUUAUUCCAAACACACACACAUUGAUUCCUGACACUUGAAGAAUGGUUGAAGUGUACUCGGACGUGAACGUGUAUGUCUCAUUUUUAGCUAUUGUGUACUGUUUUUAUAUAACUGAUACCUCUUUGUACAAAAAGUAUUGCAAUUGUGUACUGUUGAUAAUAAAGUGAAAUCUUAAAAUGUAC